Molecule: messenger RNA, 1709 nt
Organism: Trifolium pratense (red clover)
Lineage: Eukaryota; Viridiplantae; Streptophyta; Magnoliopsida; Fabales; Fabaceae
Product: ethylene-responsive transcription factor ERN2-like
Exons: 1
Coding region: 459-1445 (328 amino acids)
Biological process (GO): regulation of DNA-templated transcription
Molecular function (GO): DNA-binding transcription factor activity; DNA binding
Source: RefSeq, a predicted model, not a curated record
UAUCAACAAUACGGCCUGCAAUAAGGACAUUAAUGUAAUAUAUACACACAUAAUAAACUAUGUGCAUAUGCGCGCCAAAAGCACUUAGAUGAGAUAGUUCAGAUCUCUUUCAACUUAAUCAGAGAUUAGUAUAUAGCCUUGAGAUUGCAGAAACGUUAAAAUUCUUGAGGGAGAGUUUUGUCAUUCUUUGUGGUUCUAUCCGUUUCGAGGGAUUAGUAUUUACAGUUACCGGCAGAUAUACUCGAUUUAAAACAAUAAAUAAAUUUUGUCAUACCUUUUUGACAUGUUGUUAUUGGUCAUUAUCCUAUAGUUAAAGAUGCUGCUUUCAAAUUUAAGUUUAUAAAUGAUCUUCAAUUGAAGCUCAUAAGGUUGGUUAUCCAAAUAUAGUAGCAAAAUUUGAGAUAUCAAUUUUUUUUUUAGUAGUAAGAAUCGAACUCGGUGUAUUGAGAUUUACAAAUAUGGUAGCACCGAUAACUGAUAACGGAAUCCGUAGCAGAAAGAAGUCAUCAAGAGGUCACCAUAGGUUUGUGGGAGUUCGACAAAGGCCGUCAGGAAGAUGGGUGGCAGAGAUCAAAGACUCAUUACAGAAAGUAAGGCUUUGGCUUGGAACAUUCGACACAGCUGAAGAAGCCGCUCGUGCUUAUGACACUGCUGCUAGAGCUUUGAGAGGUGCUAAUGCUAGAACCAACUUUGAUUUGCCAGAAUCCGGAACCAAUGGUGGCGUUGGGGCUAAGCGCGGUUCUGGUUCCAACUUCAUGCUAGAGAAUACUGAGCCUUUUUCUUUUGAAGAUGUUAGUGACUCGGGUUCAGGUUCAGAACAUGGCCUUCUUGGUGCACUUAAGGCAAAACUUUUCGAUGGAAAAGAAGCGAAAUUUUCAUUUUCAUUUCCUUCUGUUAGCGCGGUUUCAAAAUCAACUCAGAAUUGUUCUGAAAAGAAACAAUCAUCAGCUACUUAUUGCCUAUCUCAGAUGAAUGAAACUCAUAUCAAUACUAUGCAUAGUUCAUUGAGUACUUCAUCAAACACUUUCGCCAAAAGUGUUGUUAUUCCAAAUCAUGAUCAUGAAAUUUGUCAAACACCAUCUUUGACAAACAUGUUAUGGUCUAAUGAAUUGGAAUUUGAAUUACCUUGGCCUAAUCAAAGUCAUGUUCAUCAUGAUGACAAUAGUACUAAUCUUUUUGCAUCUGCAAGUGCAUCAAAUUUUUCAUGGCCACUAAUAGAGUCCAAUGUUAACAUGACAUGUAUAGAUCAAGGGCUAUUAAAUAGUAACAGAAAUGAUCAAAUAAAUAUGAUGAGUAUGCAGUUACCUCAAGUUGGUGGAGCAAAUGAAGGAUUUUGGACAUUGGAUCAGCAGCAACAAUUUGUGCAAUGUGAAGAGAAUAAUAGUUGGUUUGGUUCUGCUGGAUCUUGGGAUCCUCUUAUCUAUGUGCCCUCUGAGUUAGCUUGAUUAUUAAGUUAAUAAUAUGUUAAUGCAAGAAAAAUUUUAAUUUGUUCAUUUUAAUCUUAGAUCUAAAAUCAUUCUUCUUCUUUUUUUACCUUGAUUUUAUAAACACCUUCUUAGGAAAGAAUGACUGAGUUUCUUCUGUGAGGGUGUGGUAAUCUAGUAGAAUGUUGUGUAAUUUGUUCUUUACAUUAUAGACCAUGUAACAAUAAUUUUCAGCAUUUUAAUAUGUAAAGUAUUAUUUUAUUUAUCUAUAAUAAAUCACUAAGU